AUGGCGACUUCCAUGAGUUGCCUGCUGGUGCUAUGCCUUGUCUGUCCCCUCCUUGCUGGUGUCGUACGUGCCAACCCAUGGUACGGCUUGUUCCCACAGUUUUACGAUCACUCUUGCCCGAAGGCAAAGGAGAUUGUGCAAUCCAUCGUGGCGCAGGCUGUUGCCCAGGAGACCAGGAUGGCAGCAUCCUUGGUCAGGCUGCAUUUCCAUGACUGCUUUGUCAAGGGGUGCGACGCAUCCGUGCUACUGGACAACAGCAGCAGCAUAGUCAGCGAGAAGGGGUCCAACCCCAAUCUGAACUCCCUCCGGGGGUUCGAGGUCGUCGACCAGAUCAAGGUCGCCCUUGAGACAGCCUGCCCCGGUACUGUCUCCUGCGCCGAUAUCCUCGCCCUCGCCGCCCGUGACUCUACUGUCCUUGUUGGUGGCCCUUACUGGGACGUGCCACUCGGCCGCAGGGACUCUCUGGGUGCAAGCAUCCAGGGAUCAAACAAUGACAUCCCUGCCCCCAACAACACCCUACCCACCAUCAUCACCAACUUCCGGCAGAGGCUGUACAACCAGUCGGACAACGGCCUGGCCGACAGCACACUGGAUAUGUCCUACGCUGCGCAACUAAGGCAGGGGUGCCCCCGCUCCGGUGGCGACAACAAUCUCUUCCCACUCGACGUCGUCAGCUCGACCAAGUUUGACAACUUCUACUUCAAGAACAUCCUUGCCGGUAGGGGUCUCCUCAGCUCUGACGAGGUCCUGCUUACCAAGAGCGCGGAAACAGCAGCACUUGUGAAGGCGUACGCGAAUGAUGUGCAUCUCUUCUUCCAGCACUUUGCACAGUCAAUGGUGAACAUGGGCAACAUCAUGCCACUGACCGGGUCACAGGGGGAGAUCAGGAAAGACUGCAGGAGGCUCAACAACUAUCACUGA
Messenger RNA from Triticum turgidum subsp. durum (durum wheat), 921 nucleotides. NCBI's taxonomy places the organism in Eukaryota, Viridiplantae, Streptophyta, Magnoliopsida, Poales, Poaceae. The record is from the annotation of a GenBank genome assembly.